UUUCAAACGUUCGGCGGUGCUGACACGGUGAUCUUUUCUCUAGCCCCACCCGGAAACGGGGAAAAAAGACGUGUCUUCGGCUUUCAAUUUAUAUAAUUUGCAGAAAAUUUCAGCUUCUUCAUUCUGUUAGAGGCAGAACAUUGAAUAGUGCCACCCAUCAAGCUUCUGCUUGGAAACAGGCUACUGUAGUCUAAUUGCUGACCCAGGAUAGUGUUCUAAGUAUUUAAGGAUUUAAGAUGUCUGGCUGCAGCAUGGAUACUGACAUAGCCUGCGGCUUCGGCAGCCUUAAACAGUACAAAUAUUUUAAUGACUCCGUUGAUGAAAAUUACACAAUUCUACUGGAUCGCUGGUCCGAAAAUGUUACCGACUUCCUUAUGGAACGAUCAAACACGUUCAGAAUUACCAUCAUCGUUGUAUAUCUGUUUGUUUGUAUAGUGGGACUAGUGGGCAACUGUCUGGUAAUGUACGUUAUCGUCAGAUACACAAAGAUGAAGACAGCGACAAACAUCUAUAUUUUCAAUUUAGCACUUGCAGAUGCAUUAGAAUUAAUCACACUACCUUUCCAGGCAACUGACACUCUUCUGGGAUUCUGGCCUUUUGGAAAUAUACUGUGUAAAAUAGCAAUAUCAAUUGACUAUUACAACAUGUUCACCAGCAUCUUUACACUGACAGUGAUGAGUGUUGAUCGGUAUAUAGCCGUCUGCCACCCUGUUAAAGCAUUAGAUAUAAGAACCCCUUUUAAUGCAAAGGUUGUUAAUGUGUGUAUUUGGGGACUCGCUUCCGUGAUUGGAAUACCAGCAAUGAUUAUGGGAUCGGCUGAAACUGAAAACAAUGAAAUUGAAUGCCUUCUGGUUCAUCCACAACCACACAAUUAUUGGAAGCCGACAAUCGAAAUAGCUGUUUUCCUUUUCUCCUUUGUUAUUCCAGUUGCUAUCAUAACAGUUUGCUACACAUUAAUGUUAAGGCGGUUAAGAAGUGUACGUGUACUUUCUGGGUCAAAAGAGAAGGACAGAAACUUGCGUAGAAUCACAAGAAUGGUCUUAGUGGUUGUGGCAGUCUUCAUCAUCUGUUGGACUCCAAUCCACAUUCUAGUGCUUGUACAAGUUGCCUGUAAUCAUGAAAUCAUGACAAUUAUGCCAAGCUGGUAUUUUUGUGUUGCUCUUGGAUAUGCCAACAGCAGCCUGAAUCCUGUUCUUUAUGCCUUUCUGGAUGAAAACUUCAAAAGGUGCUUUAAGGAAUUUUGCUUUCCCUCCACUUUUAAAAAAGAACCGAAGGUGUCAAAUGGGAUGAGAAGUAUCACAAAAGGUGUUGCUUACUCAUGUAAAAAUACAGAUGGCACAGAAAAUGUUGCAUGACUGGAGACAGCAACUGUUUCACUUAAUAGCCACCAAGAGAACAAAAUUAAUGGAAACAUGGAGCUGGCUCAAUUUGUGCAGAUCUUUAAAAAUGUGUACUUACUGCUGCAUUUUAAACUUGAAUGAGGGGGCUACGUUUCUGAUUUUAAUAAAUCAAGAGUUUUAAAAUGAUCAAAACCAAUUAAUGAGCAAUCAUCAUUGGUGGGUAAUGAAUUAGAAUCUGAAACAUAAUGUGAAUCAUUUUAAGAAUUAAAAUUAACACAAGCAAGUUAAAAUAACAGCGGGUUAGUUUUUCAAAUGAGAUCAGCUUUUCCCUAGCAAUUUGUGAUGGGUGAACCAACUCUUCAAGUUACAAUAAUGUUUGUCUACAUGAACAGUAUUUACUUACGUCAGCUAUGUUAAUGAACAUUGUGAUUAAAGUCUUAUUGCAUGCUAAUGAAAUAUUUACUCCUUUCAUCAUACAAGUAACUGUGAUAGUUUCAAUACAAAAUCAAUUAUAAUAAUGUCUGUUUUUUUGUGACUGAAUGCAAAAACCCAUUUUGUUACUUUCAGUAUUCCAGUUUGUGGCUGUUUGAGUGUAAAGCACAGAAUAAUCUUAAAAACAUUAAAGGUUUUGUAUUUACAGUGUUACAUUUAGGGCUAUAUAACUGUAAGCACAGAGUAAGCUUAAAAAACUAUACAUUUUUGAAUGCGUGUUGCUGUGAUCAAAUAACUAAGAGGAAGGACAAAACGCUUCUGUUUCUUAAAGUAUCUUAAAGCACUCUUAUCAAAGUUUGAAAAUAUCCAUGUGAUUGUAAUAAAAGUAUUGCAGGGCACAAGCUGAAAUAGUACUGCUUAUUGGCCCGUACUUCAGCAGUAACAUGGGAAAAAAAACAUGCACUUAAACUUCUGCUCUGUGUAGGUCUUUUCAUUUAAGAUUGGGUGGAAUUUUUAAUCAUUACAAUAUGAUCUCCCAUUACGAGAGCUACUUUACCCAUAGAAACAUUGACUUCUACAUGUUUACAAGUUGAAGCAGAUAAUUUUGAAAACAAUAUGUUCUAAAUUAUCACCAUAAAAUUUCUAUUGAUUGGCAAAUGCAAAAAUGGAGCUUGUAAAUACUCUGUGAAUUUAGCAUUUAAUACUGGACAAAUUAACAUCCAACUUAUCUGUAUUAUUUCACCAAAGAUGCAUUCUCAUUUUCCAGUGUUAGAAAAGCAGAUCGAAGAACUGGUAUCUGAAUACAUUAAGCAUUUGUACUCUGACAGUGCACUGCGUAAUUAUAAGAUCACAGUCACUCAGAUACUCAUGGGUGACAGUUCUUUUCUACAAUUAUAUCAAGGAUAUUUGCAGUUUCUUAUAAGAAGUAUGUUAACUUGCAUAAAUGUUUAAAAUAUUUAUGUUUGUAUUGCAACACUUCAGACGUUGGCACAUAAUGGAUUCUAUUUGGAGUGUCGUGACUGAUAAUGUAAAAAUUUGUUUAAUAAAUUUUGGUCUAUUGAUCAAUAAUUUAACUGUAUUUAUGUUAAUUGAAGAAAUGUUCAGUUAAAUGGAAGAACUAUUUUCACUACGUAUAUGUAAAUCUUUAUACUAAAGCAAUGUUAUCAUAUGUAUUUCUUGAAUGUUCCAGAUACUUACUGUUGCCAAUAUUUUAUGCCGCAUUAAAAUUCUAAUG
Messenger RNA from Stegostoma tigrinum, 3006 nucleotides. It is a transcript of the gene oprl1, whose product is annotated as opiate receptor-like 1. Gene Ontology annotation, molecular function: nociceptin receptor activity; neuropeptide binding. Gene Ontology annotation, cellular component: neuron projection; membrane. Gene Ontology annotation, biological process: sensory perception of pain; neuropeptide signaling pathway. NCBI's taxonomy places the organism in Eukaryota, Metazoa, Chordata, Chondrichthyes, Orectolobiformes, Stegostomatidae. The transcript is spliced from 4 exons. Bases 237 to 1355 code for a protein of 372 amino acids. The record is from RefSeq and is a predicted model, not a curated record.